GACCGCAGCCGCGCACAGAGUAAAAAGCACACACACGUAUAACGUUGGUCACGCCGAUCUCCACAAAGACGAGCAACAAUGUCCGAGACUCACUUCGACGAGUACGAGCACUACAACUACGACGUUGAGAAGCACAUCCACUCGGGACACUCAGGCAAGCAGAGGAGCAAGAAGGAGGCCAGCGAGCACACGAACCACUUUGACCCGAACGGCCACUCGCGCAAGAUUGUGACCAAAAUGCAGAACACCGAGCACAACCAGAAGAACAAGGACGGGCCGGGCAAGGCCAAACCCUGAGCACGUAGCAACAGAGCAGAAAGAACCUUCGAUUCGCGCCUCUCUUCUUCUUCUUCCUUUAGUGCAAGUGCGCCGUGUCUUGAUUUUCCAGUUUGAAUUUUAUAAAAGAGAGAUAAAUAGGCGGCGAGCGUGAAAUGCUGAUAAUCUCCGUCCGCCUUCUCAGCAACAAGUACGCGCCGAGCUGACGAAGAAGAUGAGGACUUUGCUUCUGCUUUUCUCAAGUGAUAAUUUUCUUUCUGAUGAUGAUGGACUGAGUUGAUUUAUUGUAUUCCCGUUUAUAUAAUCGAGCAUUUCAGUUCACGUUAUUUUCGCUUAUUUUUUGUCGCUAUAGAUAAAUAUAAAAAAGCGUCUCUGUGCGUGUAUAUAUAAAUAAUUUUCAUAUAUACUUUGUAGUUGGUAAAUGAGUGAGUCAAAUAAAUGAUCAACAAUAUUGUUCCUAAAAAU
This is a messenger RNA of Neocloeon triangulifer, 741 nucleotides long. RefSeq names its product nuclear protein 1. Gene Ontology annotation, biological process: negative regulation of cell cycle; negative regulation of cell population proliferation; regulation of transcription by RNA polymerase II. Gene Ontology annotation, cellular component: nucleus. The record is from RefSeq and is a predicted model, not a curated record. The transcript has a single exon. Bases 79 to 297 code for a protein of 72 amino acids. NCBI's taxonomy places the organism in Eukaryota, Metazoa, Arthropoda, Insecta, Ephemeroptera, Baetidae.